Messenger RNA from Helianthus annuus (common sunflower), 405 nucleotides. RefSeq lists its product as uncharacterized. NCBI's taxonomy places the organism in Eukaryota, Viridiplantae, Streptophyta, Magnoliopsida, Asterales, Asteraceae. The coding region runs from base 1 to 405 and encodes 134 amino acids. The transcript is spliced from 2 exons. The record is from RefSeq and is a predicted model, not a curated record.
AUGGAGCUAGCGCAUCAGGCACAUUGGGCAAUUAAAACGGUAAACGCGGAUUAUGACGAGGCGGGAAAGUUGAGAAAGCUACAAUUAAGCGAGAUAGAAGAAAUUCGGGAUGAGGCAUAUGAAUGUGCAUCGGCGUAUAAAGAUAAACUCAAGAAGGUGCAUGAUGCAAAAUUGCGAAAGAAAACGUUCGAAGUGGGUCAAAAAGUUUGCAAAUGGAUGGGCCCAUAUGUCGUUCGGAGAGUUGGGAGGUUUGGAGAUGUAGAUAUCCAAGAUGAGCACACGCUAAAACAACAAACGGUGAACGGUCACCGGCUGAAGCCAUACUUGGAAGGGAACGACAUCAAUAACUUGGAACUUGAUAAAGCUGGUUACAUCUUAUGCCCGGUUGACGAUGAGCAACCAUGA